AUGACUUUAAUAUCCCCCAAAUCACCUUUAAGAAAUGAUAUUCAGACAAACACUAAUUCACAGUAUGGCACCAUUCGGAGACAAUCAAUCAAUAGUACAAACUCGAAUUCAAAUCAAUUAAAAAACGUUCUUAAUAAUAAUAAUAAUAAAAAUAACAAUAUCAACCAAAAUACCAAUUCAAAAAAUAAAAUUAGUAAUAAAUAUAUCGAUAGCGUAUUCGAUCCGAAUACAAUGGAUGACCAUGAUAUGAAUCAAAAUAUUACAAUCACGCACAGGAUCAGAAAAACUUAUGAUGACGGUGAGAAUGAGUUAACUUUCUAUCAAUUGAUUCAAUAUUAUUUACCAUGUUUAAGAUGGCUACCUAUUUAUAAUUGUUCAGAUUUCUUUAGUGAUUGCAUAUCUGGAAUAUCUCUAGCAUCUUUUCAGAUUCCACUAGCAUUAUCUUAUGCAACUUCGAUUGCUCAUGUUAAACCGUUAUGUGGUUUAUAUUCAUUAGCUAUUACUCCAGUAAUUUAUGGUAUAUUAGGUUCUGUUCCACCAAUGAUCGUUGGACCUGAAGGUGCGAUUUCUUUGGUUGUAGGCCAAGCUGUGGAUAAAUUGCAUGGCAGUUAUAAUCUUUCAAGCCAAGAAGAUGACCACAUCUCAAGAAUGAAUAUAUCUGUGACUAUAACUUUUUUAAGUGGAUUAGUUUUAUUUAUUUGUGGAUUGUUGAGGUUAGGAUUUUUGGGGAGUGUUUUAAGUAAACCCUUAUUAAGAAGCUUUAUUAGCUCUGUAGGUGGCGUAAUGGUAAUUGACGCUUUAAUUACUGAAAUGAAGUUGAACUGCAUCCUAAUUGACAAUGAUCGGCAUUAUCACACAGCAUUUGAGAAAAUUAUGUUUAUAAUAAAAUAUGCACCAAAUAAUUUCCAUAAACCGACUACCGUAUUGAGCGUUGUCUGUUUUUCCAUAUUAUAUUUUGUCAGAUACUGCAAAAAGAAAUAUAUCAUAAAACAUAAGUCUUUAAUUUUCUUACCUGAAAUACUAAUCGUCGUUAUUUCAACCGGCAUAUUAUCAGCAAGUUAUAAUUUUAAAGAUAAUUAUGGAAUUAGUAUAAUCGGCGAUGUCAACUCAAAUAAUUCUAAUUUAAUUGCAGGAAACUUACAAAAUCCCUUAAGCAGUAGUAAUAAAGAACUAUUCCCAAUUUUGAUGAACACUGGUUUUGCUAUAGCUGCAUUAGGGUUUUUUGAAUCUACAACUGCUUCGAAAUCAUUGGGAACAAAAUUUGAAUUAUCUAUUUCUUCAAAUAGAGAGUUAGUUGCAUUAGGUGUUAUGAAUUUAACAGCUUCACUCUUAGGAGGUUUGCCGUCAUUUGGAGGAUACGGAAGAUCAAAAAUAAACGCAUUUUCUGGUGCCAAAACUGUAAUGUCUGGUGUUGUUAUGGGUGGAAUCACUGUACUGACGAUUAAAUUUUUAUUAAACUACAUACAUUUCAUCCCAACCUGUGUUUUGUCAGUAAUAACAACAAUCGUAGGUUUAAGUUUAAUCGAGGAAGCACCAGGUGAAGUGAAAUUUCAUUGGAGAUGCAAGGGUUAUAAUGAAUUGAUCAUAUUUUUUAUGACUGCUUGUGGAACUAUCUUUUUUUCAGUAGAAGUGGGGAUAAUAAUUGGAUGUAGCUAUUCGAUAAUCAGCAUAAUCAAAUUUUCUGCUAAAUCAAGAAUACAAAUUCUUGGCAGAAUACCUGGUAGUAGAAACUUUGUCAAUAUCGAUGAUUAUUUCGAAGAUACUGACAAUUACAGAUCAGGAACCUCGAUUACUAAGUGCAGCAGUUCAACCAUGUUACAUACUAUUGAUGAUUCUCCACUAUCAAUUUUAGAAGAAAUUGAAGGAUGUAUAAUAGUGAAAGUACCAGAACCACUUACAUUUACAAACACAGAGGAUCUCAAAGAACGUUUAAGCCGCUUGGAGAGGUUUGGAUCAACCAACGCACACCCUGCUAGUGCAGGGAAAAGAUCACCUCACCCAACAAAGUAUGUUAUAUUUGAUUUAAAUGGUAUGACAUAUCUGGAUUCUUCCGCAUCUCAAAUUCUUAUUGAAAUAAUUGAAAAUUACCAUAAACAUAACGUAGACGUAUUACUUUGCCGGAUAUCAAAUGAUAAACAUGUUAGAGAAAUGUUGGAGAAAUCAAAUAUUAUAAAACUUGUCCUUCCAAAUACCCCAAACAAUAAUAGGCUUCAAAUUGGAAGCGUGAACUUUUCAUCUUUCUUAAGUUUAGAAUCGGCGUUGACAUAUAUUGAAAUGAAAGAUAAUGCCUUAUCCAGCAUGGAUGAAGUUAGUGAAUCUGAAAGUUUUAUGUCUUCAACGUACGUAAAUGCUAACCUAGUUUAG
Molecule: messenger RNA, 2364 nt
Organism: Tetrapisispora phaffii CBS 4417
Lineage: Eukaryota; Fungi; Ascomycota; Saccharomycetes; Saccharomycetales; Saccharomycetaceae
Exons: 1
Coding region: 1-2364 (787 amino acids)
Biological process (GO): transmembrane transport
Cellular component (GO): membrane
Molecular function (GO): secondary active sulfate transmembrane transporter activity
Source: RefSeq, a predicted model, not a curated record